AGCCGCUACUUCCCACGAAGUUAAACAAGCGGGAUUCCUUUUCGUACAUUCACUCUCUCACUCAGUCUCUCUUUAUCGUGUUCAUUGGCGGGGCAAUGCCGCGGUAUGGAUGCCCUGGUUCUUCGAUUUGCUGUUUGUGAUGCAAAUCGUAAGAUCCAUCAUCACUCUGCUUCCUCCCCUCCCCUCUUGCUCUCUCACAGCUGCUCCAGGGCUGGAGGUCGCCGUCUUUCGGGUGCCGAGCGGCGGACGAAGGCGUCCUGGAAAUGCAUUGGGCGUUUGCGUUUGAUGAAUAAUGUGCAACCCCAUACGUUCAUAACCUUUGAUUUCCUACUCAGAAAGGCCUCCCGAUUCAUGUUCUUCCUGCGCAAGGCAGUGACCGCUAUGCAAUUAAUUAUGCCUCUUGCGGAGAUUGGCAUUUUCGGGAAAUCAUAUGAUAGAAUUUCAGGUUGCUCUUUCAGGAGCUGGAUAUUUAAACCAAGCCUUGUUAAAGGAAAUCUAAAGUUUAUCGCAGUUCCUACAGAAGUACAUGGAAAGAGUGGAAAGAGGAACUUACAUGGUUCAGAAAUUGGGCCUGCAUGAUAAGACUGCAAAGCAGCAUUAUCUUCAUCCUAAGUUGGAGCACCCUGAAGAAUGCGUCAGCUUAAGCCUUAGGAUGAAUUGUUAGAUUGGCUGGCUAAUUUUCUCUGCUGCUGAUUUUCAUUUGAGACAGUUAAAUCAAUUUAUUCUUCUCAAAAGAUAUCUCUAUCAUUUGCUUAAGAAGCUAGAAUUGCCAUCUGGAUUUGGUCAAAUUCUGACCACCUUUUAAAACAAAUAGAAAUGGGUUGAAUUACCAGGUGCCGGGUGCUUCACCCAUUGUGCUGCCUUAGUGGUUCUGAGGUUACAGACUAGUAAAUCAAUCAAACCCUGGUCAAGCAAACGUAAAGGUGGAUGGCUUGAUGUAGGUAAAUUCAUAACCAGACCAAGUGCAUUGUCCAAGUGCAUUCUUGUCAGAUUCUGGGACUAUCAGUGCAUUCAAUUUCUUUAUGAAGCUAAACCAGCAGCUAGUUUAGAUAUUAGCCACUUGACAACCAAAUCCAAUGAGUUCUUGAUAAGAGUCUAAGAUUGUCCAUGAUUGGAUUCAUCAUAUCCUUUAUUGAUGCAUAGCAAGCAUUGCUGGUGAUAUGUAAUUCUUGGAAUUCCAUAAAUCCAUAGUGCCAGUAUAUGUCAGAUAAUGUCACCACCAUUCUGUUCAGUCAGGUCAAGAGAUGCAGAUGGAGCUAUGAGAAUUAAGAAGGCCUGCUUAACUUGUAAGGUGCCUAAAAUUCCCUCCUUCCUAUGCAGCUCAGUAACAAGUUAUAUGGAUAUUUUUGAGCUGACUUGCUCUUGUUAGGCUGAUGGCUGAUUUUUCUCAUGGCUUGUUUGCCAUAAUGACAUAUGAUGUGUGUCAGUGUCACCUAAUACAGCAGUCAAAUGUUAACAAGAUUCACAGUCUUGUAUAAGUAAAAGAGGAUUUGUGGAGAAGUUAAACUUAUGGACUUUGAAAAAUCUAUGAGCUUAUUCAGAGAAUCUAUGAACUUAGAGAUUUGAUAGUAGCUUCAAGUAUGUUAUCAUGCAGGUUUUGGCUUCAACCUUCUAAGCUUUGUAAGCUGCUAUCAAAUGAUGCUCGUUGUACCAUUGACUGCUGUUUUGAGUAAUGUUCAUGGUUCCUAAUCCAGGGCAUGGGGGGUUACCUGUACGAUGUUGAUGAUUGUACUACAGAUUGAUGAAUGUACUAUAGAAACAAAGGAAUUAAGCUUUAGGAACAUCUACUUGGUUCCAAGUGGGUGCUGUGGUCAGCAGAAAGGCUUCAAUGGCCUUGAUCUAACAAGGAAUCUACAUUCCAUCUCUUCUGCUGCAGUUUUUUCAUGUCUACAUGAGAUUAGUUGGUCGGAAAGAUUAGUCUACUGUUUAGAGCUUUGUCAUGAAGAUCAGGGCAAAAAAGUUGCAUACCGAAGAAGGGCCAAACUCAAAAUGUGGAACCUGAUGUGGGAAUGGUGCCCUUGUCUGGCUUGGAAGGUUAUGUUACAGAUAUUUUUAUCUGUAUGAAUAUCCAACUAUUUGCU
Messenger RNA from Nymphaea colorata (pocket water lily), 2081 nucleotides. Its product is annotated as ycf20-like protein. The transcript is spliced from 4 exons. The record is from RefSeq and is a predicted model, not a curated record. The coding region runs from base 106 to 579 and encodes 157 amino acids. NCBI's taxonomy places the organism in Eukaryota, Viridiplantae, Streptophyta, Magnoliopsida, Nymphaeales, Nymphaeaceae.